AUGAAGGGCUACUUUGAAACUUCAUCUAGAAACUAUAUAGAUUUAUAAAUUAAGUAAGAAAUUAGCUGUAACUAGUUUGUGAAGGUAAUUAUUUUUUUUAUUUGCUAAGCUUGUGAAUUUUAAUGCGAUAUUUGUGAAUCAAUUUCAUUACUUAUACUUGCUAAACAAUGCCCUCGAAUGCAAUGACGUGUAAGGAAGGUCGUAUAAACAAAUCGUGCGACUGUGAAGAAGGAUAUUUUGAAGGCGGACAAAAAUUAUGCGAUAGUACGUAUUGGAUCAAUAUUAUAAGAAUGUGACUUUUAAUGUCAAAAAUGCAAAGACAGUUCAGCUAAUCUAGUUUGUAUGGUUUUUAUUUAUUUCUCUCUAUAAGGUGAUAAAGUGUAAAUUCCAUUCUGUCAAUGUUUGGACGGUUAUUAUGAUGAUUUUUAAAGUGUAAAUUGCUUGA
This is a messenger RNA of Paramecium octaurelia, 445 nucleotides long. NCBI's taxonomy places the organism in Eukaryota, Ciliophora, Oligohymenophorea, Peniculida, Parameciidae. The record is from the annotation of a GenBank genome assembly.